Molecule: messenger RNA, 759 nt
Organism: Pyricularia pennisetigena
Lineage: Eukaryota; Fungi; Ascomycota; Sordariomycetes; Magnaporthales; Pyriculariaceae
Exons: 2
Coding region: 1-759 (252 amino acids)
Biological process (GO): coenzyme A biosynthetic process
Cellular component (GO): phosphopantothenoylcysteine decarboxylase complex
Molecular function (GO): FMN binding; phosphopantothenoylcysteine decarboxylase activity
Source: RefSeq, a predicted model, not a curated record
AUGGUCUGCACGCAGCGACAGCAGCAGCAGGACGCCACAGCAGUCUCGGCCUUGUCCGCAUCCAUAUCCGAUGGCAAGAAGCACCUGCUGCUGUCGGCUUCGGGCUCCGUCGCCACCAUAAAGCUGCCAAAUAUCCUCCAGGCGCUCGGGGAGGCUUACGACCCGUCGCGGCUCUCAAUCCGCGUAGUCCUCACGCAUUCGGCAGAGCACUUUCUGGCAGGCCAGGCCGAGGAGCAACCUACGCUGGAAGCCAUCAGGGCCAUUCCGUGUGUUGACGCCGUGUAUGGAGACGCCGACGAGUGGGGCCCACGGCCAUGGAAGAGGGGAGAGGGGAUUUUGCACAUAGAGUUAAGAAAGUGGGCCGACGUAUUGGUCAUUGCCCCGCUGAGCGCAAACACCCUGGCCAAGAUCACAAACGGCAUCUGCAACAACCUUCUGACCAGCGUCGUGCGCGCCUGGGAUACCGACGGCGUCGUGGAUGGCCGCAGGAAGCGCAUCAUCGUCUGCCCCGCCAUGAACACGGCCAUGUGGCGGCAUCCCAUCACGGCCAAGCAGAUCCGCACGCUGGAGAAGGAUUGGGGAGUCGCCGGUGCGCAAGGCGAGAGUGAUGGCGGUUGGUUCGAGGUCUUGCCGCCUCAAGAGAUGAAACUUGCAUGUGGUGAUGUUGGCGUUGGUGGGAUGGUGGACUGGAAACAGGUUGUAAAGGCCAUCGAGCUGAGGCUGGAUUUGAGCCGAGACCCACGGGACCAGCCGACAUGA